Molecule: messenger RNA, 2021 nt
Organism: Oncorhynchus gorbuscha (pink salmon)
Lineage: Eukaryota; Metazoa; Chordata; Actinopteri; Salmoniformes; Salmonidae
Product: thrombospondin type-1 domain-containing protein 1
Cellular component (GO): cell periphery
Source: RefSeq, a predicted model, not a curated record
ACGCGCGCAAAGGGAUUGCCGUUCCUCUCCGUCUCUCUCUGCUUCUUCUUCUCUCUGAAGUUGAUCUGUAAUCGAGUUGCUGUUCCGCGGGUCACGUUAAUUAAUCAUCUGUGGAGGUUGACGAUCAGAAAUGGACGGAAUGACGUUUCCAUGGAUGAGUCGGGACGUUUGAUGGAGGUUUCGUUGGGAAUAAUCAAUGCCUUUCUGAGUCUACAGGAAAUAGCCUUUGGAAUGUUGGAGGAGGAGUGUCAUGCGGUGUGAAAGGGGUUCCGGGGCUCAUGCAUCGGAAUGCCACAGGGUUCCACGCCGACACCGCUGCUCCUCUUCCUAUUGGCCACGCUGGGAUACGCUAUGGCUGGCCUCCACCUGUGGCCCUCCGUCCAUGUUGCACUUAGUAACAGCAGUGUGUUCCUCAACUACGACACCGCAGACCAUAACGCUUCCUCCCACAUCCGGAACAUGACCCUAACUCUGGUUGACACGGAAACUAACGCCACCCUGCUCACCAGAACCCUGCCAGCCAACCAAUCAGAGGGGAGAUUAGAAUUCAACUGCUCCUGCUUCCUGUAUGCUGGAACAUUCCGCUUCUGCCUGGAGCAGAUUGACUACGCAACCGCCAAUGCUAACGGUAAUGCUAAUGCUAGCGUAACGGAUAGAGAUUGGAAUGGGGUUGUUACUACUACUGCCACCUGGUGGUGGAGCUCUGAGCUUCAGGUGGAGUGGCCAACCUUUCACAUUGCCGUGGACCGAGCCAGCAACCAGUCAGGAUCCUUCCAGGUGGGGAUCUCGACCAAUGAGCUGUUCAAGUCCUGCUCCUCUGGCCUUGGUUCCGCCCUCUUCCUGGAGGUCAGUUACCUGGAGUUCAACCAGAUUGGUCGAAAUAGCAUCGACAAGGUCCGCGCCCGGACCCGGCACCCAAUCAAAGAGCUGCAUUCUCAGACGGUGGAUCUGUUGUGUGCUUUUCAUUUCACAGAGCGAGACUUCAUCAGGGUGGCGCUGCGCUCCCCUCACACAAACCAGGAUGUCAAGUCUUCUGGCCCUCUCUACCUCUCCAGGAUCUUCUCCUAUAAGCUACUGGUGGACAGCAUAAACUCCUACAGGUCAGGCUGUGAGGGAGCGAUAUCUGUACGCCUGGUGACCCCUCCCUGUGCUCUGAUCAGCGGCAAGGUCCUCUUAUUCCGGGACGGAGGUGUGGGGUCCGAGGGAAAGGGGGGCACAGGGGCGGGGGGAGCAGGUGAAGGGGGUGUAGGGGCAGAGGGCCCGCCCCCCUCCGUUGCACUGGCGUUUAAUUGGCUGACACAGGGGGAGAACGAGACAGAAUUCAACUGUUCGGUGUUUGACCCAGGAAGGAAUAAAUACUGCUUCAGAUUUGUGCUCAACUUCAGCCGCUCCCCGAGUCCAGCACAGACCUGCCUGGUGGUAAACAGGAACGCAGAGUCAUGGGGUGUGUGGCAGGCGUGGAGCGUGUGCAGUGUGAGCUGUGGAGAGGGGGUGAGGGAGAGAGUGCGAGAGUGUCUGCUGCCCUCCGGUGGUGGAAGUAUGCAGUGCACCGGCAUGGUCAAGGAACAGUCUCUCUGCUCACUGGAAGACUGUACAGUCCUUCCUGCUCCCUCUCCAUCCCUCCCGCCUCCUCCAGCCUUCUCCUUACUCGGUGGUAACCUGGUAGUCGUGGCCGGUAUAUCCCUGUGUCUGGCGGUCAUCCUAGCGACCAUCCUGGUCACCCUGUGGCGUAAACUCUGCCGGACACCCCAGUGUAGCUCGGUCCGCCGCGGAUCGAUGCACUCACCUGGGGGACGUAAACUCUCUGACGAGGCCUCCAUCUGUGGGAACAGCCUCCAGAGACCCAGCCUCUCCGACAGCCAGGGGAACCACGGGGGCACAGGGCCAGGGCUAGCCCAGAACGAAAGGCCUAACCUGGGGUGCAAACCUCUGCCUCAACCACCUCCUCUGGUUAUUCCCCUGGUUCAGGACCCAGAUAGACUGUCUCCAUCGGGACAGAAGGUGCUACCGCCAAUCUUUGG